AGAGAAGUGAUUCUCGUGCAGAGGAUGCAGGCGUUCUUUUGCAAGUCCAGGAGGUUCUGUUAAGAGUGAGACAUCGAAUUGCCUGUUGCCAUCCAAUACCAGCUUGAACAACAAGGCCCAAAUUGGAAGCGUCAGCUUCGGUGCAGCUGAAAAGAAGUGGGGGUACUGAGCCAAUCACUGAUAGGGUGAUAAUCCUGCGCACUGCAGCUUGAGCCAUGCAAUGCUGGCCGUAGACAGGUAGCUGCAUGUAUGUAGGAGCUGAUUGACAGAAGCGCUUGAAUGAGUAGAAACCUCUCCUGCUCAGGAUUCUGAUGUUUCCCUCUGCAAAAGAUGCAGAGCCAAUCAAACGUAAUACUCCUGGGCCAGCAUUUCCACCGUUGUGCCUCUUCCUGGAAGCUGGAAAACACACAUAUUUCCAUCUGAACAACGUUCACCAGGCCGCUUCUUCUCUAUGGAACCCCUCCUGCAGAUUCCCUCCCUUCCCAUCCCCCUGCUAGUAGCCCUGCUAAUCACUCCCCUCUGCGCCCUGCUUCUGAAGAAUUGGCUCUCUCACACUUCCCCCCCCCGACCAGCCUCAGAGCAGCCCCCCAGAAAGCUGAAGUGGUACAGAAGCGGCCUGCCUAUUAUAGGGCCCGCAAUUGAGUUUCAAAAGGCCCCAAAUGUGCUGCUAUUGAAGGCACGGAGGGAGCUAGGCGACGUCUUUGGACUGAACCUGCUUGCAAAGCGGUUUGUCUUCGUGACUGGGCCAGAAGCGCAUAGGUGGUUUUUCAACGGCGACGACGGCACUUCGAGCUGCGAGCUCGCGUUUGAGAAGGCGGUCCAAGAGCUGACGAGCCACCUGUUUGGUAAUAUCAUGUUCGUCACCCCCGGUUGGCCGGAGCGGGCGCGCAAGGUCACUGUGACAGGUCUGGGUACGCUCCAAAGGUUAACCUACUACACUGGCAUUAUCCAAGACGAGGUCGACCGCUCUCUUGCCGCCUGGGCGCAACUAGGCGCGGUCGACCUGUUCCGCGAGUGCUCCCGGCUCGCCAUGACGCUCCAGAUCCGCUGCCUGCUGGGAGAUGACGUCAGCGAGGGCUUCCCCGAGCUGAAGGAUCUGUACUACGACUUUGAGCACUUGGCGGCGCUUCCCGAGGUUGCGCAAUUUGGAUGGUUCCCGAGCGCUACGGCUCGGCGGUUUGCCAGAAUAAGGAAGCGAAUGUUCGCGAUCCUGGAAACGGUCGUCAACGAGCGGUUCGACAGGCCGGACGAACACAAGGGCCGCCGGGACUACGCGCAGUUUGUCGUCGAAAACUGCCCCGACUACCGGCAGAUCGUGCCGGCGCACCUCCUGAGCCUCAUGUUCGCCGGGCAUGUCAACACGGCCGGAACAAUGGGCUGGAACAUCGCCCACAUCGCGUCCGACGAGGCCCUCCGACGCGCAGUCUGCGCGAAGGUGCGCUCCGAGGGGGAUCCCUUCGCGCGGGGCGCUGACGUCAGCAGCAUGACGUCGGCGGGCAUCGCGAUCGCCGCCAACCGGGCCGAGCUGCCGCUCGUGGACAAGUGCGGCCGCGAGACGAACCGGCUGUACGGCAUUCUGAUCCUCGUCCGAGCGGUGUUGAAAGACACAGCAUUCGAUGGCAUUGCUCUGCCGAAAGGCACCACCGUCGCUUUUAGCCCAUACGUCUGCCACCGGGACCCUUUGGUGUAUACCGACGUGAAUAAGUUCGAUCCUAAACGAUACUCAAAAGCCGGUUUAGAAGAGCUGAACACGAAUCGGCACUAUGUUCCGUUUGGGGCGGGCAGACAUGCUUGCCAAGGGCAGCGAUUCGUGACAAUCAUCUUACGGAUUAUAUGGACUACUCUGUUCCGGGACUUUGAACCACUUAUCGAGAACCUAGCAUUGCCCGAGCCGGAGUAUUACGGAGCGCUUGGGACGCCGCUCCCAAAGGCCCCUGUCAAGCUGCGGCUGCGUAAACGAACAGAGGAGUCGUCCUAGCAUAAAGACAAUCAUAGGGCUCCCUUCUAGUACUUCCCUAAUUGAACACGGCUGACAGCACCAGUCGAGGCCCAGAAUACCCGCAUACCAUAUAUACGCUAUUAGCAAGUUAUGACAUGGUUUGUCAAUCACCAGGGUUGAGAACCAAUAAGUACGAGAUUCGUCUGGAAUGCGUCACAUCCUUGGUAAGAAGUUGUCGCGCAUGCGGGCCCUGAUAAACAUGUCUUUUGUCGAUCGCGCCAGAAUCGUACGUCCGUACAUUUGGGGAGUCGAGUGAUAAGCGAUGGUAGAAA
Molecule: messenger RNA, 2271 nt
Organism: Klebsormidium nitens
Lineage: Eukaryota; Viridiplantae; Streptophyta; Klebsormidiophyceae; Klebsormidiales; Klebsormidiaceae
Source: the annotation of a GenBank genome assembly